AGCACUCUAAUAGGAUGCAGAAAUAAGUCCAUGACAUGAACUGAAGAACUUGUUGUAACAGGAAAGUUCUGUGACAGAAGGGUGACAGUAGAGUGACAGUAGUGUGACAGAAGUGUGAUGAGCUAUCUGUCCUCAGAGUCUGAAAAUGAGUCCCACCUCCUGAAUGUGAUAGUGUCCUUACAGGCCCAGGAGUUACAGUGUGAUGUCAACAGGACCAAGAACAAGAACAUCAGCGAGUUCCAACAGAUAGACGCUAAAAUUAAUGAGCAGUUAACUGAUAAUCACAAUGCACUGAAGCAGAUUCCUGAGGUUUACUCAAAUGUUUUGGACAGAAUUAAAUUUGCACAGGGAAAGAUAAAAUCUUGCAAAGAAAAGAUAGACAGAUGUAAAACGUCGUUACAAUGUCAACGCGAAGAUCUCAAACGGCUGUAUCUCGACAGUGUUACAAACGGGCAGAUUCUCGACCUUUUAGCCAGAAUAGACAAAGUAAGAGAAGUGUCGGGAGUUUUAGACGCUUACAUUAAACACAAGCAUUACCAGCAUGCUACUAAACUUCUUAAAACUAACGUGGCUCUACUGGAAGGAAAUUUGUCAAGCGUCGACGCCCUAAAAGAUAUCAAAGAUGAGCUGAAGAAGAGGAAAGAUACGUUACACUUGGAACUGAUACAACAACUACAAAACCACCUUUAUCUUAAAGCUCCGUCGGCUAAAGAGAAAGUGCAGCUAUUCAGAAGCGGCGAGCCCCCGGAAAUGGAUAACGAGGAGGAGUACGAGGACGAGGAGGAGGAUUUGACAAAAGAUCCCGAGGAAGACACGUACAAGUUCCUGAAGUUACUAAUCCAGAGUCUCCAACAACUUGACAGACUUGACGAAACUGAGGAGGUUUUAGAGAAGAACAUGGAGUCAGAACUGCGGAGUAUUCUCAACAACACGGCACAGGACCUCCUGUACAAGAAGAGGCUGACUAAUCAGAUAGACAACCAGCCUACCCUGUUCCCGGAGCUCCUGGAGGAAUGUUUUGCAAAGUACAGGGCUGUUGCUGCUUCGCAUCACGUGGUGAUAAACGCGAUAGAGCACCUGAGGUUCAGCAGUCAAGCAAACCGAUAUUCCAACAGCAGAGUCUGGAGCAACAUUCAGACAUGUGUAGAGUACCUGCUGAGAGACUACCUAGCUGUAGACGAGGAUGUGACAGCCCAGACUCUCACCUCAGCCCCUAUCUCCUACGUGGCUGCUAAGAACGACAUGUCCGUCUUCUUCGCACGGAGUGGUCGGAGACCUGAGAAAGUACAGCCUAGUCUCUUCUCAUUCGAGUCAAGUGCUACAGGUUUAACAAGGUCGUCUGAGUGCAGGACACAGCAGUAUAACAGUGAUACAGCCGCCACAGCCUACGAACUACCAGCUCUAUGUCAGAAGAGUCCUCACAAUAUCACUCUGGUCUUCAAACAGAUCACCAACUUUAUCAGGGAGAUCAACAACGUUAUCAACAUGACCGGAACUCAGCUUAUUCCACUGCAGCACUUCCUGAACGAGUUUGUGGAUAACAAGUUCCUGCCUACCCUUCAGGGGAAGGUUAAGAAGCACAUUGCUGAGGCAACUGAGGGUAAUUCAGGUUUGAACAUGGUUAAGUUACCCUCCACCAAGAUAGGCUGGCCCCGUCCUCUUCUUCAGGGUACACUGAAGGUGCAGGAGGAGCUAGCAGAGCUAAGAUCCCUAAUGAACAGGAUGCCUAAGUAUUGUAACAAGUUCCUGGAUAUUAUCUACGAGGUCCUCAAGUCUUACAAGAAGAUUUGUCACAACACUUUCAGCAACAUUGUUGGGAUUAACGUGAUCGGAGCUAAUCAGACUGUUUGCCACAUUUGGUUCAAGGACGAAAAACUGAAACAAAUUAUCAAAGAGCUGCCAGCUUGGCCAGAGGUAUUUAACAAAGGAGGGCUAACUGAACAGACGUCCACACACGCACAACUUGUUACUGCUAUCAGUAUCCAUCUCGUUACACUCCACCCUCCCUGUCAUACAUCAUGUCACAUUAUCUGUAACAUAGCUUCACACAUGUCACACUCUGUUGAUGAGAUGUGCGUUGUUUCACCUCGCUCUAACGUGACGUCACCAUUCUCUAACGUGACGUCACCUCGUUCUCAAAUCACGUCACCUCGUUCUCAAAUCACGUCACCGCGAAGUGAGAUCUCUUCAUCAAGCAGUGAACUGACGGACAGUUCAAGUUUAUUACAGCAAAAUCUUUACAAAAAACUUCCAACGAAACACACAACGUACGAAAUAGAAAUGGGAGAAAUGCAAAAUUCAAACGACUACAAGAUUGUAAAACAAAUUACAUAUGGUGAAGACUCUGACGUCACCUCGACAGAAACGUCGCGUGAUAACUCAUGUAACGAUGAUUCACAACUCUCCUCAUCAUCAUUCACCUCUUACUCAUCUUGUAAAGAUAUUCUAGACAAAGAUGCUAUGAUAGCGGACAGUGAACGGUUAAUACAGCUAGCUCAGCUACAAGACAGUAUUAACUGGCUUAUUCAAUACGUUGACAACUUUGCUGAAAACCUCCAAUGUGAUAAAGAGCUACAAGAUCAGUUAACGGGAAGUAACAUGAAGCUGUUGGAGGACUGCAGGAACUUGUUAAACGAGCGGAUGAACGAACUGCUGCAGUUAGCAGAAGACUGCCUGAUGAUCCUUUACUUGGAGAUCAGGGUUCAGUGUUACUACCAUCUCCUCAUCGUACUAAGAAAGCAAGAGUACAAAGUUGACAUGGUUAACUCGGACCCAGACAGCGGAGUUACCCUUCUCAACAAGUUCUUAUCUCAACUAGAGGAGAAGAUAAGAGACUUCCUCCCUCUAUCCCACACCAAGUUCCUAUUUGAGGGGUUAGGCUACAUCAUGAGCAGCGUCAUAAUCAGCAACGCUAGUUACAUCAAAGAGAUAAAUAACGGCGGUCUCAAGAAAAUGUCUCGAAAUAUCCUGGCUUUACAACAAAACCUAACAAAUAUAACGCUUACACACGAACUCGAGCUGGAGCGAGCAAGGUUCUACUACGAACUCCUCUAUCAGAAGCCUGAGGAGAUCCUACGAAAUAUAGUGGAACAACAGAAGCGUUUCACCAAGUCAGAGUACGUAGAGUUGAUACAGCUGUACUACCGGAGUAACCGCAGCAGCAAGAACAACAACAAGCGAUCUGAGAAGCAGCUCAACUUACAUUUGGUGAAACUAAACGAGAUCAUGGAGAAUGAGUCGGAUAGUAGCAGUGAGGAGAAAUCUAACGGGACUGAUCUGUGAGAGUUCACAGGAUGGAGACAGGACUGUUUGUUCCUGACAGUUGGAGACUUGUCGUUCAUGUUGUGAUCAUGUACAGAAUGCAGAAUGUGGAAAGGGGACAGAAAUAUAGUUUAUGACGUCAUGUGAUUUAGCUGGUGACGCAUAACUCCGCUGGGAGUUGAAAUUUGAGCCAAAGUAUACAUACAUAGUUAUCAUAAUUGGGCGUGUUCAGGUAUGUUGUUGUUGAGCCGGAUUAUCUAGUCCUAUAGGCGUUACUCACGGACUGCUCAGCGAUUCCUGCUGCAGCACUGAUAACCACAGCACUAUCAUGGGAAAGGAAUGUUGUUACGAUCAGGAUUCAUGAUAUGGUCAGUGUGCUCGUACCGACUACCAUUAGUCCACUACGUAAUCGUAUAGACACCACAGAAUAGUACAAGAAUCCCUGCAGUUCUUACUUACUCAUUACUGUAAUACAGGUGUAACCUUGCUCUGAUAUCGGAUAAGUGUUUGAUAUGAUAUCGUACAGUGAAAUUUUGUAUCGUUUGCUACGGGCUAACUUCAGUGCCGCACCGUUGUUAUGGGAUAUCCGCAUUGUAUGGCAUCCAUUUUUAGUUCGGUACGUUUAUUUUUAGUUCUGUUUUUGUAAAUUAACUUUGAUGAUUUAGUAAAUUGAGUAGGCGUCAUUUUCGAAAUCCUUUCUCGUUAAGCUUUUUUGGGUAACAUCAGUUUAUUGAAAUGUGUACUAAUUGAUGUGAAUACAAAUCUGAUAUUGCUUUAAUUAAUGAUCAUUAUAUUUUCAUUAAA
Messenger RNA from Bolinopsis microptera, 4065 nucleotides. Its product is annotated as exocyst complex component 4-like. NCBI's taxonomy places the organism in Eukaryota, Metazoa, Ctenophora, Tentaculata, Lobata, Bolinopsidae. The transcript is spliced from 24 exons. Gene Ontology annotation, biological process: Golgi to plasma membrane transport; exocytosis. The coding region runs from base 118 to 3282 and encodes 1054 amino acids. Gene Ontology annotation, cellular component: exocyst. The record is from RefSeq and is a predicted model, not a curated record.